This is a messenger RNA of Harmonia axyridis, 3199 nucleotides long. RefSeq names its product protein sarah (gene sra). The transcript has 3 exons. Gene Ontology annotation, molecular function: calcium-dependent protein serine/threonine phosphatase regulator activity; nucleic acid binding. NCBI's taxonomy places the organism in Eukaryota, Metazoa, Arthropoda, Insecta, Coleoptera, Coccinellidae. The record is from RefSeq and is a predicted model, not a curated record. Gene Ontology annotation, biological process: calcium-mediated signaling. The coding region runs from base 221 to 901 and encodes 226 amino acids. Gene Ontology annotation, cellular component: cytoplasm; nucleus.
CAGUUGUUCAUUGUUAUUGUCAGAUAGGAGGUGCUCAUUGGAAAAUCCCUGAUUUGGUGGAUGUGCCUCCUAUUUUUCCGAUGAUUAUUGCUUCUGAAGAAUUUUAAAGUGGUCCUGAUUACGUUAUUGUUAUACGACAAUGGUUGCUUUCUACGAGUAAUAAAUUUCAAAGAGUGACAGUUUCUAAAUUUAAAGUUAAUCCUUGGAGUUUUUGUGAGAGAUGGCUAAAAACAACGAUGAAUUAGAAGGAAUAGAAGUUGAGGAGGAUAUCAUCAUAAAUGACCAGGAUGGUUUGCCAAACGUUCAUCCUAACCUGCUAACUGAAAAUGAAGAAGAUAGUCCACAAGAGCACACUUCUGAUGAUGAAUUUGAUGAUUUGCCAAGUUCUUUGAUCGUGACAAACAUACACGAUAGUGUUUUUAUAACACCCGACCGCAAAGAGGAAAUGGAGAACCUCUUCCGAAACUUCGACCCCGACGUGACCUUCCAGUGGCUGCGCAGUUUUCGCAGGUUGCGCGUGAACUUCAAAACGCCCCUGGCAGCAGCCAGUGCCCGCAUCCAACUGCAUCAAUACAAAAUCAACGAAUCAGUGAUCACGUGUUAUUUUGCUCAGCCCGUCACACCUGUCAAAAACAGCAGUUUGCAACCUCCGGCACCUUAUAAGCAGUUCCUCAUUUCACCGCCAACUUCGCCUCCCGUCGGCUGGGAAGCAAGGGAGGAGAGGGAACCCCUCAUCAACCACGACUUGCUGGCCGCUAUUGCCAACCUGGCUCCUGGAUCAUCUCAUGAGCUGCAUCCUCCGUCUCCAGGACAGCCCAGUAUUGUUGUCCACACUGCUCUUGGAGCUAUGGGAGCUAAGGGUAUGCCCAUAAUGCAAACGGCCUGUCCCGAAAGAAGUUAAUUUCCAUCAUACUGUAAAUAAAGGUAACAUACAUCAUUGCGUAAUAUGUAACUAAUCGAAUAAGUGAGUCAAAAAACGAAAAGCAUUCUCUUGUAAAAUUAAGAUUUACUUUUAUACUUGGUUUUAUAAGAAAUACCUAUUUAUUAUCUAUUGAAACAUUCAAUUUUUUAUUUAUUAUAUAUUUUUCAAUAUUCUUAUUUGUUUUCAGAAAUUAUCUAAAGUUUCUUUGGCUCUCUUAUUCUCGAAUAAAAAAAAUUGAACUGGACCAAGAUUAUUAACCUUCAAUUUGAAGAGUUAUUCUUUAAUCAGUGAUAUACCAAAGGAAUUCUAUAUUAGUGAUGAUUGGUCGAACAAACGAAAAAUUCAAAAACAUAACAGAAUACUGAUUCAAGACUGAUUCAAGUCUAUGUAUAGCCACAAUACAGUUUUCAACAGGAAUAAUCGAAUUAGUUGUGUCAUUUGACAUAUCUAGUUGAAAAAACUGUACUAGUUUGAAUAAGGAUAUAAAUUGUAGACAGCAUUUCGUUGUUUUUUAAAUCUCGAAACAAAUCAUUGGAUAGCAUAUCAUUUGAUUGAAUUGAUUAUUGAGUAGUUUUUGGUUAUUUGGAAUAAAUUCUUCAACGGUAUCUGCGCUUUGCUGUAGAGAAAUUUUUGAUGUUACUCAGAUAUGAAUACUCACAGAAGAUGGUAUUAUUAUAUGUUAUUUUUUUGGAUGAAUGAGGAGUGUUAGAACUUGGUCAAUCAUAUCGUUUUUACAUUGAAAGCUUUUAAUAUUUUUAAUUACUUUCUUACCAAAUGGGUUUAGGGUGCAGCGACAUGAAUCAAUCAGUUGUAAUAUAUUUAACCAAGGGGUUGAGAAUUUGCAUAUUAAUUCUUUAUUUAAAGUUUCACAUCACGCUUAUCUGGUAAUGACAUAUUCUCAGGAAUUAAAUUCACUUGUCAUUUCUAUCCUAAUCCUACAAUGGAGGAAUAUGGAAUGAUGAUGAAUUGAGAUGAAGAAAUAAGAUUGUGAAAUAGGAUUGAAAAACAUGAUAGAAAAAGGCAAAGAGAAGGUGUUAAAACUUCAUUAAAUGAAUGAUGGAUAAGAAAAAUCUUCUAUCGAUAUGGUAAUAGAUAAUAUAUGUGAUGUUGAAAUUUUGGUAUGUAACUUUGAAUGCAAAAUAUUUUGAAAAAGAAAUCGAUCCAACACAAUAAAAUUGAGAUGAAGAUUUAAGAAAUUCUAUCGGAAUUCUAGUUCUUCACCAAUCAAUUUACCAAACUUCAAUCAAAACUAAACAGAUUCUACUAAUUGUUUCAAGUUCAAUUGUGAGACUCAAAAACAGACAAAAUGACAUUCUAUAUAGAUAAUAUUGUCUAUGUUCUAUGUUAUUUAGAAAUAGCUAUUUAUACUUUGUUUCAACCCUUUUUCUACUUAUGCUUUUCUUGUUCAAUGAACCUAUGAACAAUAAUUUUAUUUCAGUGCACCAAUUUUUGAUGCAUAAAAAUUUAUUAUUUUUGUAAAUUUUAAGCAUAUAGUAGGUAAAUUAAGGUGGAUAAAAGUGAAUAUAUAUGUAGAUAUCGAAUAUAGGUAUAACUACUUUUAUUUAAUAAUCAUAGAAUUUUUACCCUGGUUAAAAUUGCCAAAUGAAUUCCUUAGCGCACAUUUUGGCCGAAAUGUAGAUUUGUUAUAAAAAAAAAGUUCCAUUUGAGUUAUUAUCCCAUUGUAUAUUAAAAAAAAUUUGGUUAAAGCCUUUUGAAAUUCAUCGUUAUCUAAUGUCCCAAUAAUUCUUUGUAGAAGAUGAAAAUAUUGUGUCUAUAUAACCUAACCUUAUCCAAAUGUCUCAGUAUUGAAAUUUUUAUUUUAUUAUGUUUCGAAAAAUAGGGUAUUGAAUGUUGAACUCUGAAAAAUAUCUGUGGUGUUGAAUGUUAAAUUAACCGAAUACUAAGUGUCAAUUAAUUGUAUAUGAUGUUACUUUCUUUAUUAACAUAUCUUUGUGGUUCCUAUACCAUAAGCGCUAAUUUUCAUAGUUUCUCCUAUAAAUUUUUGCAUCUAUAGAAAUCAUCUUCCAUUAUACUUAUUUUUAAGAACUAUUAGUGCUUUUGGUAUUUAUUAAUAACUGUAAAUUCUAUACACUCUUGUAGUUAACUUCAAAGAUUUAUGUGAAAUAUAGUGUAUUUAGGUCAUUUGUUCAACGUUUAAUAUCGAAAUGUUUAACUUACUUAUUCUCUCUAUUUGAAUGCCCAAAGGUAUAAUUGUGAUGAAUUUUUGGAAAGAAAUUCCAUGUUUUUAUGUUCCUAUUAAAUGAAUUUAUUUAUUUA